This is a messenger RNA of Prunus armeniaca (apricot), 486 nucleotides long. The record is from the annotation of a GenBank genome assembly. Lineage: Eukaryota; Viridiplantae; Streptophyta; Magnoliopsida; Rosales; Rosaceae.
AUGGUCGGGCGUACCUCGUCAUCGACGAAGAAGCGCAAUAACGAAGAGGAUCCAAACCCAGCGCCUUCUCCAACAACCUACUCUCAGAGGUCCCUACUAAGUCCCACGCGCCUCUCACCCCCCUCAAACACUGUUGUUACGCACCAUGGCAAAGACGUUCUCAAGAAAUCUCAGCGAAAGAACCGGUUCCUCUUCUCCUUCCCUGGCCUCUUUGCCCCCAUGGGAGGCGGUAAGAUCGGUGAGCUCAAGGAUUUGGGCACCAAGAACUCCGUCUUAUACCUCGAUUUCCCUCUGGUCAUUAGCUUUUCAUGUCCCAUAUCGUAUUUUCCGAUGCUUGGUGGAUUGGGACACAAGCUGAGAACCGUGAAGAAGACCAACUUGAUUUCCCUGAGGAACUUACCAAGAAUAAUAAAAGAAACGAGAGUGCUUGUUGAUCAUCCAGAAGGCACACACUUUCCUGUGAUGUGUCCACACAUGCUUCAGUGA